AUCAUGCAAGCGGUGGAUCUAUCCCCCGUUGGUUCCGGCGGUGCGUCCGCGCUGUGGCACAGGAGGUCCAAACCUCUGGGGAAGGUCAAGCGGCGGGUGCAAGACCUCCGCACCCCUACCCCCUCUUACAUCAAAGUCACAGCCAACGAACCGAGGCCGGACCUGAGCCACAAUGAAGCCGCCCGGCUGGCGAUGGACUCCCUGCUCAACGAAGGCAUGGAGGGGUACAAGGAGGUGUUGAGCGCAGAGGGAGAGGUGGACUUUCUGUCCAAGCUGGAGAAGACUUACAUCAUGGAAAACGGGAUGGAUAACAGCACGGGUGAGAAUUUAACUUGUGUCAACUGGAAAAUGAUUUUUUUCACUGUUAAACUUUUACUUAAUGAGAGUUUUUUUUUUUUUUUGUCUUUUGCGCAGCCGAACCUGAUGCAUCUGCAGACAAAGAGCCGGAGAGCUCAUCUGCUGGCAGCCACACAACCUCACAACGUCCCACACUGUCCACGCAAAGUGAACUCACCGUGGCAGAUAUGAACCCCAGCCGGCAAAGAGGUAAACCAGGAGUCUCUGAAACUUUCCCUUUCGAACUCUAAGUUUCCCUUUCCAUUUCUAAACGUGUUUUUUGUGUCCGUGUCAGGUGUCACCAAGUCUGAUCCCACACUCGGUGGGUUCAGAAUCUACUUCCAGUGUGACAGCAGAGCCUGUGGGAUGAAAGACGUGGUCAGAGAGCUCAUCAGAAAGGCCGAAACGGUAGGCGUGUGUGCCCAUGUGUUCCCCCAUGCAUCUGCACGUGUAUAUAAAACCCUGACAUGCCCGUGCAUGCAAGAGAUUAUAGAGAAGUUGGCUGUGAUAAUCAAACAAGCUCUGAUAUAUAAGGAAUCAGACUGAGGAGGGUGAGUGAGCAAAGGGGCUGUAUUGUAAGGGGGACAUAGAGGUAAAAAAAAAAAAGACAUGCAAUAUAUCAUGGGAUUAGGACUGGGCGAUUUGGCCACAGAUGAUCACGAUAUACUUUGUGAUAUCGUCCGAUCUCGAUUGUUAUCCCGAUUUUUUUUUUAAACUGCCAGUUUAAAGCAUUUGUACUUAAAACUAAAAAAUAAAUGGAUAAAUACUUAAUAAGACGUUAAAUAACUUUUCUUCUCAACAAUAACAUCUUUGGAAGGAAAAGCACGACUCUGAUUGGCUGUUGUGAUGCACAUUUUAGCAAUGUUUGAUCUAGUAAAUAAGCUCGCAGCUGAUCGAACUGAAAUUUAUCACGAUCAUUAAUCACGAUCAUUAAUCACGAUCAUAUAAUCGCCCAGUCCUACACAGGAUUCAUUGAAAUAUUGCACAAUGAAGAUUUGCUUUUAGUUUUCAGCAGCAUGUCGGAGACCAUUUCGUAAUCUCCUGAGUUUUCUGUCUCUCCUGCACAUACUGUGAUGGUGAGGUAGUUGGACAACAGCCAGUUCUUGUCUGUCAGAUGAGGCUUUAAAUUUGAAGGAGUGCAAGUGAGGCAUUAAGAGGCUUAGUGAAGGGUUCAUGUUGGCAUAGUUGGGCACAGGUAAAGGGGGGUGGGGGGGUAGAUUUUGCUUCUAACGAUUGAAUAAAAACAAAUGUGAUGCAAGCCAUGUCAUUCCAUGCACAUUGCAAUCUAAAAUACAGGUACAUAGCAUUUAUAUCAGGCUGUAUGAGACAGUGAAAGCACCACCACCCUUGCAUUACAAACUCAAAGCAUAUUUUUGUUUGUUGAUACGUUCAGUUAAAAGCCAAAUAGCCAGUCCAAGAGGAGCAAUUUUAUUCACUGGCAUUGCACAGCUCAGCAGCACAUAACAGACUGCCUGCAGUGUCUGCAGACAGUUCCUGUUUUUACAUUGCCCCCUUGAGCACAGGCUUUGAAUAAUGCCAUCAGUUGGUCUCUGAUUUAGAAGCCCAUUUUUCUUACAAAUAAACCACCAGACGAGCACCUGAGAGGACAUCUGUAUGAUAUUUUAUACUUUUUCAAGAGGGCACUUUAGCAGCAUUUUUCAGACAUGAAGGAGCUGGUAGGGGCUCAUCGUUUUGACUCACACUCCUGAUGACUUGUUUGUGUGCAGGUCCUGGCUAUAGCGAUUGACAGCUUCAGUGACAUGGAGCUGCUGUUCGAUCUCCUGGAAGCGAGUAGGAGGAGAAACGUUUCUGUUUACCUGCUGCUGGAUCAUCUUAACGUCAACGUCUUUGUCAGCAUGUGGCAGAACCUGAAACUGGAGAGCAAGAAUUUCCCUGUGAGUCUCUUCAUCUUCUUCAUCAUACCUUUAUAACUUCUUUACUGUACAUUGAAAGCACUGUGUCGUCUAAUCAAUCUCAUCAGACAUUCAAAAACUCGAUCUGAUUAAAUAUGUGUGAAAGUAGCGGUCCAAACCCAGAGGCCAAAAACAGUAGACAGCUUACAGUGUAUGUGCAGCUUAAAAUAAGUAAGACUAAAAAUAAUCAUGAAUAAGUAAAGAGCACCGGUUUAGCUCGAUAUAGAUGAAUCAAAGCUUGACAUGGCACGCUUUAUGGGAGCCAGAGAUCUGUAUCUGCGGCCUGAAGGAAUGUGGCUCCAACUCCUGUUCCAGCUGUGAUCCUGCCAGCUAUUAUGUUAAAAGAUACGAUGAUGUAAUAAAUCACAUGUAUAUAAAAACUACAAGUACAGAUUUAUGGACCUCCAUUUAUAGAGUUGUCUGAGGGAGGAGAAGCCCAGCUGAUAUAGUUUGGGAUUGUUUCACUGUUCGCUUUGAAUUUCAGGUUGUUAUUGAAGAGUCUGAACCGUUUUGUGUGUUGACUUUAAGUAGGGUUGGGCAUUUCUAGUAAAAACACUUUUCAGCUGCAGUCUCUGGGAAUUUGUCAACAAUUGUUUAAGUCGUCUCCCUCCUCCUGCUGGGCGCCUCGACUCACGAUGUGUUAGUAAUAUGUUACAUCACAGUUUCACAUGCUUGUGUGUAUUAUCUCAAAGGAGUUUCCCAUUGAACUCUUUGACAAUAAGGAAAUCCUGGCAUUUUUCUGUGGUUCUGAACUUUACAGCAGCACAGCCCUGCAGCUGGCACGAAAAGCUUUCUUCUUCUUCUUCUUCUUUUGUUAUCGGUUUUUAUGAGGCUGUUGUACUACAUAACAGCCCAUCCCUGGUUAAACUGGGAGAAGGUAAAUGAGUCUAAGAUGAGGUAAUGCUCACAUAAACUGUAAGAUUAUUUCAAUAUCUACUUAUGGAAUAUUUGAAAACCACGACCUGCCCACAACUACAAUGUGUGCAAGUGUCAGCGUUAGUUACACUAUUAUUGUUAUAAUGAACAGGACAAAGUUUUCUGUUAAAAUAAAGCACACACACACACAUCUAUAACAAAGGAUUAGGGUCACACAAAGAGAAAAAUAAAUUAGCACAGGAAGGAUAUUAAAGUCGAAAUUUCAAGAUUAAAAAAAUCAAAACUAUGUCAAAGUCAAAAUUUUAAGAUUAAAAAUUGAAAUUUUAGAUGAAAGUCGAAAUUUCGAAAUUUACAAAAUGUUGAAACGUCGUGAAUAAUGUUGAAAUUUCAAGAUCAAAAAAAAAUUUAUUUUGAUAUUAAAGACAAAAUUUUGACUUUUUUACAUUUUGACUUCAAUCUCUAAAUGGAAAUUAAAAAAAUCUCCUUCCUAUAAUUAUUUUUUCCUCUUCUUGUGGCCCCACCACUGUAAUGCUCACUAUCAAAUCUAUUUUGAUUGUAUUUUCCCCGGUUUCGAAGUCUUGUAUUUGCGGCUGCAGUCUCCAGCUACUUGCACAUUCCUGUGGUUUCUUCAAAGCUUCCUGUCAACAAAGCUGUGUUUAUUUUUCAUGCUCCUGUUGACUUUAUCCUGCCUGUUUGUCGGUGCAGAAAAUAUCCGUCCGCAGUGUUGGAGGAGAGACCUACUGUGCCAAGACGGGCCAUAAACUGACCGGUCAGAUGGCUGAGAGUUUUGUCAUAGCUGACUGGAGAGAGGUGCUGACGGGCUCAUUCAGGUACGCACACCUACACACACACACACACACACACACACACACACACACACACACACACACAGUUAAGCCGCAUCCAACGCACUCAUAGUCUGAUGAGUUUCAGUUUUAUCUUCUCUGUCUAGUUCACGGCUCCUGUAAUGAAACUCAGUUGUGUGUGUUUGGUUUCCUCAGUUUCUCCUGGCUGUCGUGGCACGUGUAUCGCAGUCUGGUUGUUCUUCUGAAGGGCAGAAUGGCUGAAAGUUUCCAUCAAGAGUUCCUGAGGCUGUACGCCAGCUCCGAACCAGUCCCCGGCUUUGUCGACUGCAUGUCCCUGACUUGUGAGCGCACUCUCUACACGGCAGUACAGUCAACUCAGGACAGUAAGGCUGCUGCCAAAACAAUGGACCAGGAUGAUAUGAUCACAGAUGCUUACGAAAUGGAGAUGCAACUACAAGAGGCAGAAUUAGCUAAAAUGCGAAGCCUAGAGUUAGAGCGCAGUAAAAGUGACACCCAGCCUCCACAGAAGACAGAAACCGGUGCACAGGUGCCCGAAAAACCUGCACAAACAGACGCAGAACCUCAGACUCAAGAGCUGCAGAGUGCCCCUGUGGAGAAGCCAGAGAACACAGGAGGAGAUGUUUGCACGCCGUGUGCUGCAGAAACAAAUGUAGAACCUGAGGAGGAACAAGAACAAAACAAGAAACAGGAGGCAAAUGCUCAGCCACAGCCUAACAGCUGCACUGUUACCACUGAAGAUGACAGCGAUGUGAAGACUGAGGAUUCAAACCCACAGCAAACUGCAGAGAGUCAGAGCCAGGAUACCUUGAAGCAAUCAAGUCCAAAGCCAACUUUAAAUAUUAACCUCCAAAAUGUGGAUACUGAGGGUGUCUCCUCUCAGCAGAAGAAUAGAGAGAGACUGACAAGUCCAUCUUCUGGGAUUCCUUCAGGUUUAAACACCCAAAGACGACACUGGAUGACACAAGAAUUCAAACCAAACAUGGACUUUGUGCCUGAUCAUUCCAAGCCCUUAUCACCAGGUACAGGCAAAACCUGGUUCUCACAGCCCCAGCAGGCGAUGCCUUCUACCAGACUGAACUGGAUGCCCCAGAAUCACAGACCCGCUGCUCGUCAAAACUCCUUUGAGUCUGUUUACAGGACGGGACAGAACACAAUGGCACAGAUGGGCUGGAGGCCCUUUCACACAAUGUAUUCAGGAUUACAAAGGAGCAGAAGCAUAAACGAAAAAGGAUACUAAAGAGCAGGUCAUAACCAAAGCAUGAGUUGAACCUGACAGAAAUAACCAGACAAGGGUAAAACAAAAUUAUUCACCUUCAUGUGCUCGACGCAAAAAAACAUACAGCUCAGAUUCACGUGUUGUAGUCACCUGUACAUGUGAGGUUUGCUUUUCUCCUUACCUAUGUCUAUAAAAUUGUGAGUUCACAGGUGUGAACAAAUUUAGCAGCAUGUGUUGAAAGAAUCAUAUCAUAAACAUGACAAAGCCACACCCUUACCUCAUAAAAGUCAGCCUCCUCACUGAUGAGCUUCUUGAGAGAACAGAGAAAGAGUUCAGUUUCAUUUUUUCUGUCAGGCUUGUUAAAGUAGCUUUCGCUGCCGUUCUUGUAAGACUGGAUUGCCAAAUUUUGCUGGAGGAGUUCUUUGCACUGAUAGACAAGCAGGUGAGUCACAAACUAGUUGAAAAUGGCUCAAGGGGCAAAUUAAAGGCUAUGAGAUUUUUUUAUUUUGUACUGUAGCAUCUCUGUACAGAACGUUUUGCAUUUAC
This is a messenger RNA of Xyrichtys novacula (pearly razorfish), 5714 nucleotides long. Lineage: Eukaryota; Metazoa; Chordata; Actinopteri; Labriformes; Labridae. The record is from the annotation of a GenBank genome assembly.